AUGGAGUCGGAUCGAAUGCCUUCCUACGUACAUAAAGUGGCAGAUGUCAUGCUUCUGGAUUCUAAAGAAGAUUACUAUACUAGUUUUGCUUCAAAACAUCAAGUAGUCCCAUAUAAAAAACUAGUGGUACCAUCUGCAAUGAGAAGUAUUUACUGGAAAUGUUAUGGUUUUCCAGCUACUGAAAACAAUGAAAUUUUGACCAGAAAUAAAAUUGUUUGUUUAUUGUGCAAAUCUCAAAUGAUCUACAAUCGCAAUACCAGCAAUUUAAGAAUGCACCUCCAGAAUAAACAUAAGCAUGAACUUGAAGCUUUAGAAUUAGUUCAACCAAUGCCUAGUUGUAAGUCGGGAAGGACUGACAGACGUUCUGCCAGAAGAGGUUGUAAAGUUCGUAGAAGGGACCAAGAUGCUAUGCAAAUGUGUCCGGUUACCAGCCAAAAUGAAGAAUCUGUUGAGAUUACUGAAAGCAACUUGCCACAUUACUUAUCAGAUUUGGACGAGACAACUUUUGCCAUCGAUGGUAAAUAUAUAGCAGAUACUAUUGCUGAGUUUGUAAUAAUGGAUUUACAAUCUCCAGAUAUUGUGGAAGGAAAGGGCUUUCAAAGGCUUGUUGCCACAUUAAAAUCUCCUUGUGAAAUUCCAUCUAAAUCUCGAUUGACUGAAGAAUUCAUUCCGAAAAUAUAUGACUCAGUCAAAGAACAACUUGGACCUGAAAUAUCCAUUAUAAAUUUUGAAAUAUCUUUAAGCGUAGAAGAUUGGGUUUCUUCGUCUGGUGAUACUUAUUCUACUGUGUCAAUGCAUUACGCGCAGAUGGAUGAUGGUGAACUUCAAACCAAGAUUUUGUCAUCUAUUUAUUGUUCCGAUAUGGAUGCACUUCAUUGGGGAGUCCAGUUUGAUUCGGUGAUAGAAGAGUGGGAUAUUAAAGUUUCUCGUGUUAAGGCAAUUAUUGUAUCCUCCAACAGAGAUGAGGUCUAUGAUUCUCUUAUUGCUAGGUCUUAUACUAUCGUCCCCUGUCUUGGGCAUACCAUACAGGCUGCGUGUAUGGAAGCUUGUUUCUACAAACCCGAAGUGGACCUAAUCGUUAAAAAAUGCAGAACUUUGAUUGCUUUGGUCAAUCUCAAUCCUGCUUGUAAUAAUUUUCUUAGAGAGCAAGAAGGAUUAAUAGAGUGUGAAAAAGGUGGUCUUCAACCAGAUACUCCGCCAUUAUGGUCCUCUACAUUUACUAUGCUUGAACAACUCCUGGUCAGAAAAGAUAUUUUGCCAAAAAUAUAUAUUACCUUAUCAAACGCUGGUUAUUCUGUGGAUUCUAUACAGUUCAGUACUGAUGAAUGGUCGAUAAUAGCAGAUAUAACUGAAGUGCUAUCUCCAUUUAAGGUUGCUAUGACAACGCUUUAUGAAGAAAGAAUACCUCUAAUUUCUAUUUUAAAACCACUUUUGCAGCAGCUUAAAAAUGUUCACUUGGAAAAAAACAAAUUUGAUUCAAAAUUCGCUCUUGAACUUAAGUCAGUCCUUUGCACACUGAUCAUGAAUAAGUAUAAUGAUCCAAGAAUUAAUGAAAUUCUAGAUAUGUCAUGUGCAUUGGAUCCAAGGUUUAAAAAUUUGCCCUUUAUGAAUGACAAAUGCAAAGAUCGUUUAAAAGAUAAAUUGAAGGAAAUGAUCAAUAAUGUGGCGCAAGCAACUUCAGGUUUUCGGGAUACCGUUUCUUCUCCUAGUAAACGAUCCCGUCUUUCAGGAAUGGAGUAUCUACUAGGAGACCUUUGUGUCAAGAAUGACGUUCCUUCGGCACAACGUAUUCAUUUAGAAGUUGUCCAAUUUGAGUGUGAACCUCCGAUAACGCUCGACAAAUCUCCAAUACAAUAUUGGAAAAAUAAUCAAGGAAAGUUUCCAAAUAUAUCCAAAUUAGCUCUGCAGUUUCUUUGUAUUCCAGUUUGUGUAAAUAACUAUUUAAAUUCUCAUUUUAAUUUUAAAACUUCCAAUUCAAUUUUAACCCCUCAAUUAGUUCAUAAAUUAAGGUUUUCUCAUCAAAAUAAUGUAACAUUAUGA
This is a messenger RNA of Nezara viridula (southern green stink bug), 2040 nucleotides long. Lineage: Eukaryota; Metazoa; Arthropoda; Insecta; Hemiptera; Pentatomidae. The record is from the annotation of a GenBank genome assembly.